Messenger RNA from Candidula unifasciata, 1374 nucleotides. Lineage: Eukaryota; Metazoa; Mollusca; Gastropoda; Stylommatophora; Geomitridae. The record is from the annotation of a GenBank genome assembly.
AUGUCAGCAAAACUUGCUGAUCGCAUAGACCCUUUUACAGCCAAGGCUGCUAUUAAGUCGAAAAAACAGAAACGAUCACAAGGUUCAUCUCACUACCGAGCGAACACUGCACCAGAACUACAAGCAUUACCUCAUCUUAAAGAUACACCUCAAAAUGAGCAGCAAGAACUCUUCAUCAAGAAGUUGCAACAAUGUUGUGUUGUUUUUGACUUUAUGGACCCAGUUACGGACCUGAAGAGCAAGGAGAUUAAACGGGCAUGCUUGAAUGAACUAGUAGACUACAUCACUGCUACUCGGAAUGUGCUUACGGAACCUGUCUACCCUGAAAUUGUUCGAAUGAUUGCAUGUAACAUCUUCCGAACUCUUCCGCCAAACGACAACCCAGAUUUUGACCCUGAGGAGGAUGAUCCUACAUUAGAGGCUUCCUGGCCACAUUUACAAAUUGUGUACGAGUUCUUUCUGCGUUUUCUAGAAUCUCCAGACUUCCAGCCUAGUUUGGCGAAAAAAUAUAUAGACCAAAGAUUUGUACUUCAGCUGCUUGAACUGUUUGACAGUGAAGACCCAAGGGAGCGAGAUUUUUUAAAGACUGUCCUGCACAGGAUAUAUGGCAAAUUUCUUGGGCUGCGGGCAUUCAUCAGGAAACAGAUUAAUAAUAUUUUUCUCAGGUUUAUUUAUGAAACUGAGCAGUUCAAUGGUGUUGGAGAGCUUCUGGAAAUUCUUGGGAGCAUCAUUAAUGGGUUUGCUCUGCCCCUGAAGACGGAGCAUAGGCAGUUCCUCAUGAAGGUUCUUAUCCCACUGCAUAAAUCUCGAAGCCUAAGUCUGUACCACGCUCAGGUGAGGAUGUAUUUAUUUGUGUUUAUCGCAGAGAUAGUACCAACAUUGCAUGUGAUAAAAGGCUUACUGAAGUUUUGGCCUAAAACCUGCAGUCAGAAAGAGGUUAUGUUCUUGGGGGAAAUUGAAGAAAUCUUAGAUGUGAUUGAACCUGCUCAGUUUCAGCGAAUCCAGGAGGAUUUAUUUCGCCAGAUUGCUAAAUGUGUAUCAAGUCCACAUUUUCAGGUUGCAGAGCGUGCCCUGUACUUCUGGAACAAUGAAUACAUCAUGAACUUGAUUGAGGAGAAUUCUAACGUGGUGCUGCCCAUCAUGUUCCCUGCUCUGUACCGCAUAUCUAAGGAGCACUGGAAUCAGACCAUUGUGGCACUGGUGUACAAUGUCCUCAAGACCUUCAUGGAAAUGAAUAGCAAACUGUUUGAUGAGCUGACAGCUAACUACAAAGCUGAACGGCAGAAAGAGAAAAAGAAAGAAAAGGACAGAGAAGAAUUAUGGAAGAAGUUGGAUCGUUUGGAACUGAAUAGCAAGAAGAAUAGAAAAUCUUAA